This is a messenger RNA of Adineta ricciae, 1086 nucleotides long. The record is from the annotation of a GenBank genome assembly. NCBI's taxonomy places the organism in Eukaryota, Metazoa, Rotifera, Eurotatoria, Adinetida, Adinetidae.
AUGAAACAUGGAAUAAUUCUUCAAGGUUUUGAUUCCAGUAGUUUUAAUCUUGUUAAUCAACAAUCUUAUGUUGGUUAUUUACCUGAUUUAUUUCUUUUUUCCACAUCAUUACAUUUUAUUCCUAAGUUCAUCUUAAUUAAAUUCUUUCAAAUCGAAAAAUCCGACUUACAUUUUUUGGUUUUAAUUUUAACAACUCUCCAAACUUCUUAUUUAAAUACUUCAAUUGAAUUCUCAACCAAAACUCUUUGUCCAUAUUCAUCUUCAUUAUUAACAGGAAACUUCAGUCAAAAUGAUUUAACCUUUCAAUAUCAUUAUCUAUGUCAAAAUUUCAGUGAAUUGAAAUGUUUUCGAUAUGACAAUCAUUUUUGUAUUUGUGAUCGAAAGUUAAAUAAUGAACGAGCUGAAUGUUUUUCAUAUAAUAAUCGUUUUGAACAAUGUACAAAUUGUUUAUCGAAUGGCAAAUGUUUACGUGGAAAUUGGAAAAUUUCAAGUGAUUUUGUUUGUUUAUGUCCACAUUGUUUUUAUGGUCGAUUAUGUCAAUUUCAAAUACAAAUCUUUAGUUUUACACUUGAUUCAUUACUUAAUAAUGAAUCUCAACAUGUUCAUUAUAUUCUAAUUGGAUUCAUAUUUCUUUUAUUUCUUAUUGGUUUAUUGAAUAAUACAUGUUGUUUUCUAACAAUAAAAGAAAAUCUACGACGAAAACUUUUUCUUAGUUAUUUAAUUUGUAUUUUGACAAUUAUUAAUCAAUUUUCAUUAAUAUUUUUAUUAUUUAAAAUAAUCUAUGUUUUCUUAGGUACGAAUGGAAAAUUUGAAAAUUUAUUUAAAUUGAAUUUAAUUUUAUGUCAAAGUUCAACGUAUUUAUCAUCGAUAUUUAUACGAUCAAAUCAUUGGUUAACGAGUUUAAUAACAAUUUUACGUGUUUUUAUUGUUUUCUUUCCGCGAAAAGAUUUUUCCAAGAAAUUUAAUUUGAAAUCUAUUCUAAUUAUAUUAAUAUUUGUCGUUAUAACACACAUUCAUGAAAUCUUUUAUUCAAUUAUUGUUGAAGAUGUUCAAUCUCAAACAUAUUGUUUAACAAAUUAUUCAUAA